UAUGGCGGCGCCGUACGAUGCGAUUCAGUCCGCCACGCUCUUCCGCGUUUUAAAGCGGAAGUGGUGCUCGACAACUGCCGGUGGAAAUAGCGUUAGCAUUAAGCAAUGACGAAUAUGGCUCAGUUUCGGCGCGGAUGUUUUUGUUCGGUUCCAAGUUGUUCGUGUGGUGCAAGAAAACAACCGUACCUGUCCUUCCAUGCUUUCCCGACGGACCCAGACCAAAGGAGGCGGUGGGUCCAAGCCAUCAGGAGAGAUGAGGGUCCAGACUUUCGCAUAAAGGCAGGGAGCACUUUUGUAUGCAGCCGGCAUUUCACGGCGGAUGAUUUUGUCAGCCAAUCUGCCAUCCGCCGCCUUAAAAGUAGAGCUGUUCCUUCUCUGUUCUCCUGGAAUAAUUUCAGCCGACUGGUAGACAGCGCUCAGAAAAGACAGCUUUUCCUCUCACAGAAAGCUAGCCAGGCUGCUACUGCGGACCACGAUUAUGUGGCAAAUCCACCCACAGGUGCACUGGAUGAUGCUCUGGAUUACAUCAAGGAGCUUGAAGCCAGACUCCAGAAAGUAGAUUUCUCUCCCACACUUUUCAGCCGUUACUGUGCCUCUGAUGACCAGAUCCAGUUCUACACCAAAUUUCCAUCUGAGUGUGUGUUCCGGAUCUUCUGGGAGUCUAUUGCACCAUCUGCAUCCCGCAUUGCGUACUGGACCAGAGCACGGAGACUCGGAGAGGAAGCGUUUGCUGAACCCAGCCCCGCCUGUUACAUGCCUUUGAUUGACGAGUUCUUGAUGUACUCGUUCAGGGUGGCAGUGGGCAUGAAGGAGCAGCUCAUUGCUGAUAUGUUUCAGGUCAGCGUAGCUACUGUCAGCCGAGUGACCGUCACCUGGGCCAACUACCUUUAUAUCGUAUUCUCUUCCAUCAACGUAUGGAUCAGUCGGGAGAAGGUCAAAGCCAGCACACCUCAGAGAUUCCUGAAGUUCUCUCCAAAUGUACGAGUCAUCUUGCGCUGCACAGAAGUUGCUCUGGAGUCUGCAUCAUCCCCCACAUUACCGUCUGAAACAAUCCCUGCCUACAAGAACCGCACCACUCUGAAGGGGCUGAUCGGAGUCGCUCCCUGUGGCCUGGUGACAUUUGUUUCAGCGUUGUACACAGGCUGCAUCUCUGAUAAAGAAAUCACUAAGAUCAGUGGAAUCAUUCCUCUGCUUGAGCCAGGGGAUGAAGUCAUGGCAGAUAGAGGCUUCCUCAUCCAAGACCUCCUCUAUAAAGUUGGAGCCAAACUCAGCGUUCCACCAUUUAGACAUCCUGGCCAGUUCAGCAAGAAGGAGACAGAGGAGACCCAAGCCGUUGCUCGGCUGCGGAUCAUUGCGGAGCGAGCAGUUUCCAGAGUGAAGCGCUACCACAUCUGGAAUUCUCCUGUGCCGCUCACUUUAAUAGGAGCUGUCAAUCAGAUCUGGCACAACUGUUGUGUUUUGGCAAAUUAUCAAGGCCCGUUUGGUUUUGGAGACUAAAUUAUUGUUCAAGUGUUAUUUAAAUACAACCCCUGGCAAAAAGUAUGGAAUCACCAGUAGUGGAUGAGCACUCAUUCAGACAUUUCAUUCUG
Messenger RNA from Austrofundulus limnaeus, 1589 nucleotides. RefSeq lists its product as uncharacterized. The record is from RefSeq and is a predicted model, not a curated record. Bases 106 to 1497 code for a protein of 463 amino acids. The transcript has 2 exons. Lineage: Eukaryota; Metazoa; Chordata; Actinopteri; Cyprinodontiformes; Rivulidae.